AUGUCGUCGAUGCCCAUGGAGCUCAACCUGCCCCAGGUGGUGCCGGGGGGCAAGCACAUCAGCUACUACGUCGCCAUCAGCGCGAUGCUGGUGGUCGCGUGGCUGCUGCAAUCGCGCAAGCAGAAGCUGCCCAUGCCGUUCUACAAGGCGGCAAAGACCAAGUGGAUGUUUGACGCGGAGACGUUGAUUCGCGACAGCUAUGGCAAGUUCCGCGAUACCGUCUACCAGAUCAAGGCGACAGAAGGCCUGCAGGUCCUCAUCCCCGCGCGACUCAUCGGCGAGCUGAGAAGCCUGCCUGAAGAAGUCCUCAGCGCGACGGAGGCCGUUGACGAGGCCAUGCUGAGUCGGUACACCAACUUCACGCUGGGCCCCCACGCGGAUCUGCUGUCGACUCUGGUCCGAUGCAAGCUCUCGCAGAAUCUGGCAAGGCUCGUGCCACAGCUCAAGGGCGAGCUCGAGUACGUCGUCGCCACCGAGUUUCCCGACUGCAAGGACUGGACGCCGGUUAAGUUCCAGCCCUUUGCGCUGCGAGCCAUCGCACGGAUCAGCGGCCGGGCGUUUGUGGGAUCUGACAUCAACCGCCAAGAGAAGUGGAUGGACAUUAGCAUCAACUUUGCCAUCCACGUCUUUGUGGCCGUGGUCAAGAUGCAGCUCUUCCCGGAGUGGGCGCGGCCCGUCGGGCAGUACAUGGUGUCGGAGCUGCGGCAGAUCACCAAGGACAUCGACCUCGCGAGCAACAUGCUGAAGCCCGUCAUCGAGGAGCGGCUGCGGGAUCUGGAGAUGCCCAGCUGUGAGCAGACCCCCGACGACUUGAUCCAGUGGCUCGUAGAAUCGCUGCCUGCAGAGGAGAAGACGGAUAUCAGGUCCCAGGCGCACCUGCAGCUCAUCCUCGCGGCGGCGUCGAUCCACACGACAAACAAUCUCGUCACCGACUGCAUCUACGACCUCGCAGCCAACCCCGAUGCGCAAGAGAUGCUUCGUGAGGAGGCGCGGCAGGUGCUGGAGGUCGAGCACGGGUGGGCGAGGAAAGAAAGCAUGGCCAAGCUGAAGAAGCUGGACAGCUUUAUGAAGGAGACCCAGCGCCUCGCCGGCAACAUCACCUCCUUCAUCCGCAAGGUCAUCAAGCCGAUCGACCUGUCCGACGGCACCCACCUGCCCUCGGGCACCAAGCUGCUGGCACCGCAGGCCGGCAUCUCGCACGAUGAGCGAUACUUUGAGAACCCAGACACGUUCGACGCGCUGCGCUUCUACAAACUACGACAGAAGUCCGACGAGGACGCAAACAGGUGGCAGUUCACCAGCAUCAGCGAUACCAACAUGAACUUUGGCGCCGGCAAGCACGCAUGUCCGGGCCGCUUCUUCGCAGGGAACGAGAUCAAGAUGAUCCUGGCGUAUUUCCUGCUCAACUACGACAUCAAGCUCAAGGACGGCGAGACGAGGCCGAAGCCCAUGGUCAUGGUAAUGAGCAAGUCGCCGGAUCCCAACGCGGAGAUUCUGUUUAGGCGACGGACGGUGGCGUAA
This is a messenger RNA of Colletotrichum chrysophilum, 1521 nucleotides long. RefSeq lists its product as uncharacterized. NCBI's taxonomy places the organism in Eukaryota, Fungi, Ascomycota, Sordariomycetes, Glomerellales, Glomerellaceae. Gene Ontology annotation, molecular function: heme binding; monooxygenase activity; iron ion binding. The transcript has 4 exons. The record is from RefSeq and is a predicted model, not a curated record. The coding region runs from base 1 to 1521 and encodes 506 amino acids.